Molecule: messenger RNA, 723 nt
Organism: Solanum pennellii
Lineage: Eukaryota; Viridiplantae; Streptophyta; Magnoliopsida; Solanales; Solanaceae
Exons: 4
Coding region: 1-723 (240 amino acids)
Source: RefSeq, a predicted model, not a curated record
AUGAGGGCUACGGGGAUUGAGAAAGCUGAGCUGGACUCGUAUCGGCUGAAGGAUUUUGCACAGGCUUGGUAUGCCACUUUUCUUGUGUUGAACACCAGGGAUGAGAUGAGCAGGUUCCUUACAGGGAUCUCAGAGGAAUUGGAGGAGUAUUGUCGGGCUGCCAUGCUUCAUGAUAGAAUGGACUUCUCCAGGCUUAUGGUACAUGUCCAACAGGUUGAGGAUAGCCAGAAGAAGAGGAGAGCCCGUAAGCCUAGAUUUAAGAAGGGCCAUCAGAGUGCAGGGAACUCUAACUGUAAGAGGAGUGCAUCACAUAAAAGAGGCAGACCCAAGACAAAGAAGGGCAACGGAGGUAAUGUGCAGCGUCCCAGAAAGGAAUGUGGCAAGUGUGGCGGUAUUCACAGUGGAGAGUGCAGACUAGGCACAAAUGCCAGCUUCGGUUGUGGAAUGAGUGGACACAUGGUCAGGGACUGCCCACAGAAUAGGGGUCAGGCUAGAGGUAAUGCUCAGCCUAUGCCUAAUCGCCAGAAUGCUACUGCAGUCGAGCCUCGUAAGAGGAACAUAUUCUACUCCUUGAAGGGCAGGGAGGAGCUGGAGAAGUCUGCUGAUGUGGUAAUAGAUUUGACUAGGAAGAAAGCCAAGUUCAAAUGGGCGGAGACUUGUGAGAAGAAUUUCAAGCAGCUCAAGGACAGACUCACUUCCAGCCCCAGUGCUUACAUUACCUAA